CACGGAUAAGAGUUUGUUGGCGAAGGAAUCUGAAAUGAAAUUCGCCCCAUGGUGGUAUAAUCAUGCUUGUCACACUGUUGGAACUCCUGCCAUCAUAAUUGACGCUUUACUGUGGAGACCAACAAUCGUUCCUAUAUCGAACUCAGUACUGCUUCUUCUAGCAUACUUCGGUGGAUAUGUAAUCUAUGUGGAAUACCUUAUACGCAUCCAUCGUUUAUACCCUUAUCCCAUACUUGCGGUUUUCUCGGAUAUUGGACGAUUUGGAUUUUAUUCAGUGAUGAUCAUCGCUACUGUCCUUUGCUUCGGAGUCGGUGUACUGAUGGUUCGCUCUCUAAAUAAGACUCAACAUAAAAGGUUCACUUCAAAAACACAACAACGAACAGAGCGAAAAGAGUCUAUUCCUGUUCAGAGUAAACACAAGAAAUCUAAGAAGAUGGAUUGA
Schistosoma margrebowiei is the source of this 442-nucleotide messenger RNA. The record is from the annotation of a GenBank genome assembly. Lineage: Eukaryota; Metazoa; Platyhelminthes; Trematoda; Strigeidida; Schistosomatidae.